Molecule: messenger RNA, 2003 nt
Organism: Pipistrellus kuhlii (Kuhl's pipistrelle)
Lineage: Eukaryota; Metazoa; Chordata; Mammalia; Chiroptera; Vespertilionidae
Gene: NKX2-2
Product: NK2 homeobox 2
Exons: 2
Coding region: 257-1084 (275 amino acids)
Biological process (GO): cell differentiation; regulation of transcription by RNA polymerase II
Cellular component (GO): nucleus
Molecular function (GO): RNA polymerase II cis-regulatory region sequence-specific DNA binding; DNA-binding transcription factor activity, RNA polymerase II-specific
Source: RefSeq, a predicted model, not a curated record
CGCGUCUUUUCAGAGGACCGAGAGGCGCUGCCAGCGCUGGGCUUUAUCCCCACUUCCCUUCCCCAUCGGUUUUUUUUUUCGUCCCCUCUUUUUUUUUUUUUUUAAAUAAUUAUAUCAAUAAUUAAAGCCCAUCCCUUCUCCCCUUCCCCGUCCCCUCCCCCCACCACCCCUCCCCGUCCCAAUCUGGGGAGCGCCAAGAACUGACCGAGGGAAGCCACAACUUUGGAGGCGUACAUCCCGAGGUCCCGAGCCAGCCAUGUCGCUGACCAACACAAAGACGGGCUUUUCGGUCAAGGACAUCCUGGACCUGCCGGACACCAACGACGAGGACGGCUCGGCGGCCGAAGAGCCGGAGGAGGAGGGCGAGGGGCCGGAGCCCGCCAAGAGGGCCGGGCCUCUGGGGCAGGGCGCCCUGGACGCGGUGCCCGGCCUGCCCCUGAAGAACCCCUUCUACGACAGCAGCGACAACCCGUACACGCGCUGGCUGGCCAGCACCGAGGGCCUCCAGUACUCCCUGCACGGGCUGGCGGCCGGCGCGGCGCCCCAGGAUCCCGGCUCCAAGUCCCCGGAGCCCUCGGCCGACGAGUCACCGGACAAUGAUAAGGAGACGGCGGGCGGCGGCGGGGGGGACGCGGGCAAGAAGCGGAAGCGGCGGGUGCUCUUCUCCAAGGCGCAGACCUACGAGCUGGAGCGGCGCUUCCGGCAGCAGCGCUACCUGUCGGCGCCGGAGCGCGAGCACCUGGCCAGCCUCAUCCGCCUGACGCCCACGCAGGUCAAGAUCUGGUUCCAGAACCACCGCUACAAGAUGAAGCGCGCCCGCGCCGAGAAAGGUAUGGAGGUGACGCCCCUGCCCUCGCCGCGCCGCGUGGCCGUGCCCGUGCUGGUCCGGGACGGCAAGCCGUGCCACGCUCUCAAAGCCCAGGACCUGGCGGCCGCCACCUUCCAGGCGGGCAUCCCCUUCUCGGCGGCGUACGGCGCGCAGUCCCUGCAGCACAUGCAGUAUGGCGCCCAGUACGGCGCGGCCGGCGCCCCCCAGUACUCGACGGCGCACCCCCUGGUGCAGGCCCAGCAGUGGACUUGGUGAGCGCCGCCCCCGAGACUCGUGGCGCUGGGCCCAGGCUCCACCCCGGCGGCAGGAGAACUUGGUCCUGGUUGUUGUUAUAAUAAUAAUUAUUAUGAUCCCGGGGUCGAGUGGACUCUGGGCUUCGUUUGAGGGGGGACGCCGGGAAGCUGCGUGCACCCCCUUGGAGUGGCAGAUCACCCCGGCCCCUCUCUCCUUUUGAACCUUUGGAGAGGGCCGGACUCCUUAAGCCGUGUUUACAGAAUGUUUGCGCAGCUCCGCGCCUCUGUCUCUCCCCCGAGGGGAGGGUGGGGACCGACGUCGACUCCGAGUUCUCAUCCGGGCUCCGGAAGGAGGGGAAAAAAAGACCAACCAACCUCCCUCCCCUUCCCCCUGCUUUUGUGAAUUUUGUUAACUAUGGUUGCGUGCGUAGCGAUCUUGUCCACAGUCUUCUUUUAAAGCAAGUGGAGAACGUUCACGUAUAGGAUUUUUUUUUUGGUCUCCUUUUUUUUUUUAUAAGAAAACGCUCAAUAUUUAUGGCCAUGUAAACGUUCUGACAACCGGUGGCAGAUUUCGCUUUUCGUUGUAAAUAGCGGUGGUGAUUGUUGCCAACAUGGACCCUCGGGGUGGGCCUGUUCUCUCCGGAGGUCCAGCUUUUUUCUUUGUGGUUUGUUUUGGUUUGCUUAUGUUCGGUUACCUCUAUUCUCUUUGCUUUUUUAAAUUUUUGUUCAGUGCAAACAUUUCUCAGAUAUAAAUAAAAAAGGAAAAUGUAUUGGUAGGCGCGAAGCCCCCUGCCCUAUCCCCCGGGCCCUGAGUCCCGAACUUGGAGCUCCGUGGUUCUGGGAGGUUCCCCAUGAGCGCCGGGCGCUGAAAGCUUUCGAUUUUUUAAAAUAAGAAUUUUAAUAAAAAUCCUGUGUUAAAAAAGAAAAAGAAAAAAAAAAGC